CCCAAAGUGCUAGGGUUAUAGGUGUGAGCCACUGUGCCCGGCCAGAUCUCUCCAGCUUUUUGAUGCUGAGGCCUACCCUGAUGCUCCGUCUGUUUGCCCCGUCUUUUGUCACUGGAGGGUUAAAUGAAAUGUGCGCGUCACCAGAACAUCUGGGUUCCUAUCCUUGCACCUCCUCCUGUCUUCAGCCUGCCUUUGAGGCAGUAGCCUCACCAGGACUUUGACCAGCCCCACCCAUUCUUCACUGAACCUCUUGCUCCAGCUUCUGCCUCUUCCAUUUUGAUGUCUAGAAUCAGGGGAUCCAGGAUCAUCACCAAGGCCACCUUCCCAGACAGAUGUGCUGAGGCUUUAGAAAGUGCUUUUUAUUUGGCUGGGAGCUUGUGAAUAAAUGCGAGAGAGGCUGCACAUCUGACAGACUAUAGAGGCGACUCAUGGCUGAACCGGAACAGGACAUCGGGGAGAAGCCAGCAGGUGAAGAUAAACAAGAAGGCACAAAUCCUCACUUGCCAAUGGACCUGAGUGAUAACAACAAACCCAGUGACACCUGUCUAGAGCUGGUGCUUAAAGUCAGAAUUCAGAGCCCCAAAGAAAAUGACUUCAUUGAAAUUGAACUGAAGAGACAAGAACUGAGUUACCAAAACUUACUAAAAGUGAGUUGCUGUGAACUGGGGAUUAAUCCAGAGCAAGUGGAGAAGAUCAGAAAGCUACCAAACACCCUGCUCAGAAAGGACCAAGACAUUCGAAGACUGCGGGACUUUCAAGAAGUAGAACUCAUUUUAAUGAAAAAUGGAAGCUCUGAAUUGACAGAGUAUAUACCAUCUCUGACAGAAAGACCCUGCUACAAUAGCAAAGCUGCAAAAAUGACUUAUUAAAUAAUCCCAGGAAUGGCCGGUAAUGGUGGCUCACACCUGUAAUCCCAGCACUUUAGGAAGCCAAGGCAGGCGAAGCCCCUGGGGUCAAGAGUUCUAGACCAGCCUGG
This is a messenger RNA of Sapajus apella (tufted capuchin), 976 nucleotides long. RefSeq names its product ANKRD40 C-terminal like (gene ANKRD40CL). The record is from RefSeq and is a predicted model, not a curated record. Lineage: Eukaryota; Metazoa; Chordata; Mammalia; Primates; Cebidae. The coding region runs from base 429 to 869 and encodes 146 amino acids. The transcript has 5 exons.